Messenger RNA from Parathielavia appendiculata, 1461 nucleotides. RefSeq lists its product as uncharacterized. The record is from RefSeq and is a predicted model, not a curated record. The coding region runs from base 1 to 1461 and encodes 486 amino acids. Lineage: Eukaryota; Fungi; Ascomycota; Sordariomycetes; Sordariales; Chaetomiaceae. The transcript has 2 exons.
AUGCAGCGCUCGGCAGCCACUCCGGCGCAGACCGCCGCCCCUUUCUUUUCGUCUUUCUUUGGCGGCGGCAGCACCACCAGCUCCAAACCUCAGAACCAAAAUCCUCCGUUAUCACCCACCAGCAAACCCCGCCGUCCGUCGAGCCCGGGCGAGGACAACGCCAGCGGGAGCCCCCGGCAGCACAAGACCCUACAGAAGGACCGCAAGCCCUCGUUCGGCCGCAAGUCGUCCAUCUUCCAGUCGUCGGCGUCGUCGGCCAAGCGUAACACGCGCCGCGCUGAGUUGGCAACCUCGCCAUCCGGCGCACCGGCCGAUGGCGGAGCGGCAUCUUAUUUCCAAUUCUUCUCCGACGGCAGCAGCGUCGGCCCACCCUUGUCGGACCCCUCGCCCAAGGCCGCCGACGGCUUCUCCAAAAUGCUCAGCCGCGGCGCCGUGACGCCCAUAUCCGGUUACCCCGUCGGCAUGACGGGUGCCGGAUCCAGCAGCGUCGGCCAGCAGAGCGAGCUCGCCGUCGUGCACCAACACAUUCAGGAAACCGCCAACAAGCGAAUAUCCACCCUCGACUACCUCCGCAAGGCCCACGAAGGCCGCAUCUACUGGUUCAACACUUUACUCUUCGACAAGCCAGACCUCCAGCGCAUGCCCUACUUCGACGCGCGCAAGCUCGGCCGUCGCGCGACAAACUACCUCCUCCUGGGCAUCUCCCUGCCCACCGUCAUCGACCUCAACAGCAGCACCCCGCUCGAGUUUCUGCGCUCGCUCAACACCCUGCUCGCCGAGUUCGACGCCUUUACGCAGAUCCACACCGAGAACGGCAUCGCUGCCACCUCGCUGACGCGCACCCGCAUCCCGCAAAUGUUUCGCCGCGCGACCGCCGCGCCGGGGUUGUCCAAGGGGAGAAGGAGCAGCUCUGCUGCGGGCAGGGACGGAGAUAUUGGGAUUGGGUACUCGCUUGAACAGGCCGAGAGUAACGCCGCCGCCGGCGCGGCGGUAGCAGGAGGGGCGCAGCCGCUGCCGUCGUCUUCUGUCGGCGGCGCCUCCUCGGGCGGGGUAGGCGUAGGGGGAGGAGUCGGUUCGGUGGGGGGAGGGGCCGGGGGCGCGGCAGGGGUCGACGCACUGCCGGCGGGGGUCAUGGCGUUUGGGGCGUCCGAGGUGGACUUGCUGCCCGGGGAGGAAUACACAUACCUGCUGACGCCGACGCUGCCGUUCGAUCCUGAUUUUUUCGAGACGUUUGCGACACUGUGCGACGUGCUGAUUGACAUGUACACGAGGCUGCUGAGCCUGGUGGCGACGCCGAGGGACUGUAGCGGCGCCGUGGCCGAGUUGUUCACCAAGGCGGAUAGCAAGAUCAGGAAGCUGUUGAUUCAGGGCGUCGUGAGGGAAUUUGAGGAGAGCGGGCGGGCGGGGGUUAAGAGCGAGGUUGCGAGCGUGGGCAAGGUGGUGUUGAGUGGGUUGAUGUGA